CAGAAUGAACUCUUCAAUCUCGAUGUGAGGACCAUUCAGUGCAUGGAAACGACAUCGCAUUGUUAUCAUUCUUUGUUUAGAUACGCAACCGUCAUCCCUAAAAAUGUCUUAACCCGAAAUACUGGCUUGGCGGCGACGGGCAUGAGAGAUCUGACCCUCAUACGAGUAUCGGCGAAAAUAAUCCUUACCAAUACCAGAUUACCAGUUCCAAAAUCUUUCUCUGUUGGCUCUCAACAGCACAUGGCCACGAACACCGAUCAACCGCUGCUGCCAGAUAAGAUGAACAAGAAAGUAGAAGAAAAAGACAAGGAAGAAGAGAAGAAGAAACUGCCUCCGCCGCCGGAGAAGCCAGAGCCUGGCGAUUGCUGUGGAAGCGGAUGCGUGAGGUGCGUGUGGGAUGUGUAUUAUGAGGAGCUCGAGGAAUAUAACAGGCUUUGUAAAUCCAUUUCCGAUUCCGAUCCCGAUGCUGAUCAGGAUAUCUCCAAUUCUAAGCACUCAUGAUUUUGUUAUGAUUUCUUCAUUGCAUAUUUUAUUGUGAUUUUAGCAGAUUACGUUGUAAGAAUUUGUGAUGAAUGAUAAUUUUUUGGAGGAAAAUAAUAUUUUUUUAUUA
This is a messenger RNA of Hevea brasiliensis (rubber tree), 610 nucleotides long. RefSeq lists its product as uncharacterized. The record is from RefSeq and is a predicted model, not a curated record. The transcript has a single exon. Lineage: Eukaryota; Viridiplantae; Streptophyta; Magnoliopsida; Malpighiales; Euphorbiaceae. Bases 43 to 501 code for a protein of 152 amino acids.